Messenger RNA from Darwinula stevensoni, 318 nucleotides. The record is from the annotation of a GenBank genome assembly. NCBI's taxonomy places the organism in Eukaryota, Metazoa, Arthropoda, Ostracoda, Podocopida, Darwinulidae.
CUGUUAAAGUUUAUAGAUGUCAUAUCAGAAAAGACAUUGCGGUCAACCGUAUCAUUGACGGCUGCCCGUGGAAGAGGAAAGUCAGCAGCUCUUGGACUUGCAAUUGCAGGUGCUAUAGCCUUUGGCUAUUCAAAUAUCUUUGUUACAAGCCCCAGUCCAGAAAAUUUGAAAACUCUGUUCCAAUUCGUCCUCAAAGGAUUUGAUGCCUUAGACUAUCAGGAGCACAUGGAGUAUGAGCUGGUGCAGUCUACUAACCCUGAGUUCAACCGGGCUGUCAUUCGCAUCAACAUCUUUCGUGAACACCGCCAAACCAUUCAG